AUGUCGACAUUUCAAAAGCUACUCAAUCGUUUCCUUGGUCAAGUGGACGGAUCGUAUGAUCCGAACUUCGAUUCCAAAGAGCCCAUUCAUCCUAAUCCAUCGGCCAUAAAGCGUAGUCAAUCAUUAUCCAAAGUUGUCAAUCCAACCCGUCGACAACGUUCGAUAGAUGCACUUCGAACUGCCUCUUGCCUAUCAUGCGGUUUGAGGGAACGAGAUCGGCAAUUAUCGACAAAUGAUAUUGAUACAUUGGUGCCAAUCACAGCCAAGCAUGAAUACAAUUUCGAAAGGAAGUUAUCGGUUGAUAACAAUAAUAAUGAAAAUUCCCUUUCCCAACAAGUCCGACAGAAGCGGCGAGCGAAAACGAAAUUAGUUAUCAUUCGGCACGCUGAACGUGUCGAUGCUCUUUUUGGCGAAGCAUGGUUUCACCAAGCGUUUGAUCAAUCAGGAAACUAUCGACGUUUUCAUACAAAUCUACCAGCGACACUACCAUAUCGACAAUGUUUUCAAGAUUAUAUCUAUGAUCCUCCCUUGACUGAACUCGGUCUCAUUCGUUCAUAUCGAACAGGUGUGGACAAAACAACUAACGAUUCUUAUCUUUACUAUUCUAUUUAUCUAGGUGAAGCUCUAUGUCGCACAGGUCUUCGUAUCGAUUACUGUUAUUCAUCGCCAUCACUACGUUGUAUUCAGACAGCGGAUGCCAUUCUCGAUGGAAUGAAAUUACGUACAUUGAUACCAAUUCGUAUUGAAUUAGGCCUCUUCGAAUGUGGUAUUUGGCAUAAAGAUAUCAUCCCACAUUUUAUGUCAAUCAAUGAACUCAUUCUGAAUCGUUUCAAUAUUGAAACAUCCUACAACAGCGUGCAGAAAUCUUUGUCAACAGAAGAAACAGAAUUCGAUUAUUACGAACGGUCGCAUUUAGUUAUGCGUCAGAUUCUAUCGAAACAUGAUACGAACGACAUGACAAUUCUUUUUAUCGGCCAUGCACCGUCAUUAGAAACAUUAACUCGGCAAUUAAUCGGUGCAGAACCACGACCUAAUGAAUUAAUUCAAAUAGCACAAAAAAUUAAUUAUCUUUCAUUGACAAUACUCGAAGGCCAACGACACUCGUGGACAUUUGUCGACGCUAUUCUUGCCAAACAAACUUGA
This is a messenger RNA of Adineta ricciae, 1143 nucleotides long. The record is from the annotation of a GenBank genome assembly. Lineage: Eukaryota; Metazoa; Rotifera; Eurotatoria; Adinetida; Adinetidae.